Molecule: messenger RNA, 2360 nt
Organism: Stylophora pistillata
Lineage: Eukaryota; Metazoa; Cnidaria; Anthozoa; Scleractinia; Pocilloporidae
Product: calumenin
Cellular component (GO): endoplasmic reticulum
Molecular function (GO): calcium ion binding
Source: RefSeq, a predicted model, not a curated record
CGACAGCCAGUCCCAGGAAUCUUGUGUUGUCAAACACAUCUGGUGCAAGCAUAUUACCUGCAGGACAAAUCUGACAUUAUUAUUUUAGCAUAAUGGCAAGAAUUUUAUCUACAGUUUGCCUCUGUUUGUGUUUGUUAGUAAUUGAUGCACGACCUCCAGAAGCGAAGGGCCAAGGAAAGGAUCGUGUCUACGAUCAGGACUUGUCGGAAGAAGAACAUUUUAAAGAAGGAGAAGAACACAACGCUGAAUAUGAUCACGACGCUUUCCUUGGAAAGGAGAAGAAGAAAUUUGAUGAGUUGACGCCUGAGGAAUCAAAAGAGAGACUAGGAAAAAUUGUGGACAGAAUUGAUAAAGAUAAUGAUGGAAAGAUCACACGGAAAGAACUAGAGGACUGGAUCAAAUUUACAUCCAAGCGUUAUGUCUUUGAAGAUGUUGACAGACAGUGGGAACAGCUGAAAAAAAUUGAAAGGUCUCAUAUGACUCUUGAAGAGCGUUAUGUUGACAAAAAGGAAAUAGAUCCUAAUGGAGCAAUUGGCUGGGAGCUGUACAAAAACAUGACUUAUGGGUAUAUUCCAGAGGAAGAUGACUAUGAGUACAAGGAUAUGUUAAAACGGGACAAACGGCGCUGGGAAAUGGCCGAUAUUGAUAAAGACAAUAAAAUAUCAAAGGAGGAGUAUACUGCGAUGCUUCAUCCCGAAGAGUAUGAUCAUAUGAAAGAUGUUGUUGUGGAUGAGACAUUAGAAGAUAUUGAUAAAGAUGGCGAUGGAGUUGUCUCUAUUGAUGAAUAUCUAGGUGACUUGUAUCCAGAGAGUGAAAAAGAAAAGGACAAAGAAGAACCAGAAUGGGUGAAGACCGAAAGAGAACACUUCAGAGACUUCCGUGACAAAAAUAAAGAUGGAAAAAUGGACAGGGAUGAAGUAAAAGAUUGGAUCAUUCCACCUGAUUAUGACCAUGUUGAAGCAGAGGCCAGGCAUCUUAUUCGUGAAGCAGACAAAGAUGAGGAUGAUAUGCUAACAAAGGAGGAAAUUCUAGAUAAACACGAUGUCUUUGUUGGGAGUCAAGCUACAGACUUUGGAGAAGCUCUGACAAGACAUGACGAGUUUUAGACCAUCUUUAAGAUUUAAGUUACUUAUUGAAGUUUCUAAAGAAUUAUAGCUAUUAAAGAUAUAUUUUUUUACGUUAUACAAUUACAUGCCACACCUCAGUAUUUUAUAGAAAUACAACAACAACAACAACAACAAAAAAAACAAAAUGGUUCGUGUUAAGGGAACAAAAAAGAGAAAAAGUUAUAAUGUUCUUUACUAUUUACAGUUGUUUAUCAAAUGUCCAUGAUGGAUAGGUAAAUGGUUUGGAUCAGGUUCACCCAAAAAGUGCAGUAUGAUGUGAAACUUUAUGCAGUGUCGCCUGGAAAUGUUUGAAGCAGUUCCUAUCAACGUAAAACUCAGAAACCCACGAAAAUCGGAAAUUUUUUUUUUAUGGAAUCUCUUUGUUUUCCAAGGGAAAAGGCAGUCUUCCACAAGGAAACUAAACUGCCCUAGCAGUUGUAAUGAGGUUGUGGCUUUGAGGGAUCCUUAACCCUUCAACUCCAACAAGAAAUCAAAAUGUAACUUCCCCUUAUAAUAUCUAUACAUUAUCCAGCAAACAGGUAAUGAGAAUUUUAAAACUUAUCUGGUGAAAGCUAAGUUGCCAUCUUGAUCUCGCACAAUUCUCUCAUAAUAACUAAUUUUCACGUGUGUAGCAACUAGAGGGGAUAGUUAGAGAUCAGAUCUUGGGAAUUAGAGGGAAAAGAUUCCUGAACUUUCUUGGAAUUUCUCCACGCACAAUUUGCCUGCCAGUUUUAUUUUUCAAAGUGUGUAUGGUAUUCUGGGUCUUAAAGUGAAAUCCUUUGCUACCAAUGCGAGAGAGUGUUUUCAUGCAAACUUUUCUUACAAGUCAAGUACAUUUGGCUGUCAAACGGACAGGUAAUCAGAAGUUAGGAAAUUAUAAAGUAGGUGUCAUUUGUCUGGAUAUAAUCCCAAAUUCUCAUGACUUGUGGAGUUGUUCAUGGCUGUGGCGUGGAUUGAGGGAGGGGUUUGUGGGUGCUCGUAACAACCCCUUGGUGAAAAUAUUUUAUUUUUGGUUGAUAGCAUGAGUUUACAAAAAUGAGAGAAUCUGAAGAAUUUUUAGUGCAGAGUUGCACUUACUGAGGUCCUUCUUGGUGCGUGAGUACCUCAUCAAGGGCCAUGGACAAGGAAGAAGAACGGUGUGAGUCACUCCACUCAUGAGGCGCGUGGAAAUGUUUUGUUUUUGACCUUCUGCAAAACAUUCUAGGUACAUUAACCAACCGAUCUUUGGAAUUAAAGGAUUUACUUUGAAAUUCA